GUGGAGGGCAGAUCUGUGACUUGGGUAAGGCUGAGAUGACUAUAAACCUACUAGGAACAGAGGUGCAGUACAGUAAUCUGCCUUAUCAUGAGGAGAAAGACCCGGCCCUUUGGUGGAAUGAGGAAAGGAGGCUUUCAGAAAGGAGCACAUGUCCAGAGGCCAACACAAUGGAUGGGCAAUGGCUACAAUUCCUACAUGGAGAGUGGCAGAGGCCUUACAAUCCAGCACUGUCUCCAACAGGGAUUAUUCAAAGGAGAAACAAAAAAUCUUAUUUAUUCACCACAAUUGCCAGGGAGAAGAGGCCAACACCCACCUUGCUACAAUCUCCUUUCAGAUAGUUUUAGAGGGGGAUUAAGGAUCCUUGAGCUGGCUUCUUUCCAGGAUCCCUCAUAUGAUUUACUGUCUAGACUCUGCAAAAGGCUUGUUUCAGAAUUGGGUUUCCAGCUCAAAACAAGGAGCAAUGGGUGUCCUGUGAUAUUGUGCAGCUCAUCACUGAUGACUAAAUGACAAGUUACUGAAAAUAGCCAUCAUUGUACUCCCUUUAUAGCAAGCCUUUGCUUUGAAUGUCAUCUAACAUUCCUAGCAAUAACAUCCUGUAUAUGUUUUGAUGUAAGAUAGCAGAGCUCAAUUGCACCAAAUGACCUUUUGA
Zonotrichia albicollis (white-throated sparrow) is the source of this 649-nucleotide messenger RNA. The record is from RefSeq and is a predicted model, not a curated record. NCBI's taxonomy places the organism in Eukaryota, Metazoa, Chordata, Aves, Passeriformes, Passerellidae.